CGGCCACACGCACCACAGGAUAUUUAUGGUCAUCAACAGCGGACGCACCCAUGUGGAACUCACACCAUAUCUACACCCAUGUAAAUCACCAUGUUCUUCACAGAGUAACACGCCGGGAAGGACAAAUGCCGCAAUUGAUGCACAGCCGCCCCUCUGCCUCUCUCCCUGGACAGCCGGGCCCGCAUGCCUGUAGUCACACACACACACACGUGACCACGUCUGUAUGUCUUCAGUCCGUCCACUGCUUGUUAUUCAUAUUCGCUCGUCGCUCACUUUCUAGCCUGAGUCCAUUGUAGGUGUGCAUGGCUUUUGCCGACACUUCGCGCAAAGGGCUCUCAGCCAACCUACACACACACACACACAGAGAGAGAGAGAGAGAGCACAACGACCUGAGUCAUGGAUGCGUGGCGGCUUGCUGGCGACGAUGGGUUCACACCUGGCGAGUGUCUGCAGCUGUUCUGUGUGGGUGCACAGGCGGGCGGCAAGGUGCUGGUGUGCGGUGAAGCAGCACGUGCACACCAGACAAGACGACCCUGUGGCCAGACCCAGGUCGAUCAAGCCGUCGCUCAGACCUGAUAGAUUAGAUCAGGAAAGAGGGCCUGGAUGGAUGGAUGGAUGUGCCUCAUGUGUAUGACUGACGAGUGUGCGCACCUCCACAGGCAUGUAGGCCGAUGAUGAGCGUGGCAGUCAGAGGGGCGCAGGGGAGGCACCUGACGAAGUGCACAGAGCCAUCCAUUUCAUGUGCUUCCCGCAGUCACACGUGACAUACAUACUUGAGGUGCGCCGCGAAGGCGUCCAGAUCCAUGUCGUAGACGCUCAAGUUGCCGACGCCCUGACCACCCACACACCCCACGCACCACCAACCCCCCUCUCACUCUCAAGCCGCUUCUCUCUCUCUGUCUGUCUGUCUGUCUGUCUCUGUCUCUCUCUGUCUCACUCACCAGCUGCUGUGCCCCAGUCAUGGCCGCCUUUCUCGACGGCUCGUGUGGCUCCGUCAUCAACACGUCCACAUCAGGGAAGGCCACUGCACACGCCAAGGAGAGGUCUCCACGCCCCCCACCGAUGUCAAUCAGCCGGGCCGGUCGGCGUGGCGCACUGGACUGAUGCUGUCGUAGCCACUCUUGCACUCGCUUGACCAUCCACUGCACCUGACCGAUUAUGGUGUCGACAAGCACACAACGCAGUGCGUCGACGAACCUGCCUCGCGUCGUCUUGCCUUGGCUGUCUGUCUACCUGCGGGGCUUUCUUCUCGUCUGCAUACCGCAGGCGCCGCUCUCUCUGCCCAUCUGCCGUCCCAACACUAGAAUUUUCUUCUCGUUCUUCCGUCUGCUGAUGCCCAUAUGCCCCACCGCUUCCCUCUCCCCCGUCUGAAGAAUCGUUGUGGCGCCAGAGCUGCCGCAGCAAGUUGACUCUAGGGUGCACCUCACACGGGAGGCCGCCAUGGGUAUCGCCCUCGUCAAAAGAGAAGAUAUCGGUUCGCUCCUCCAGGGGCCACUUGUCGCGAAGAGGGGCCAGCUGCAUACAUACACGACACUCACAACAUGGGCCCACAAAGUUCAAAGGAGAGGUUUCAUUUCUCGCUCCCUCACCUGUUCGAGCAGUGCGAGGUCUCGUUCGUCAUGUUUGAUGGGCCUGAUGGGCACCUCAGGUAGGCCUGCCAGCCUCCUCGCCAGCCGCGUGACGCGCUGCUUCCUGGCAGAGGCAUUGCCAUGGUCUUCAUGGCCGUCUGCUGCAGACGGCAGCAGAGAUGCCAGCUGGGAAGCUGGGAUGCCCAACGCCCUGAGGCCAUCCGAUAGCAGCAAGACAACAAGGUCAUGUGGCUACGGGGGUGAGAGUGUGUGUGGGUGUGUUUCCUUACGCGGCAGUCCAUGUGCGAGGGAACCGGCCAUUCCGGCAGUCGGCAAGCAGCCGAUCAACCGCAAAGAAGGAUGGCUCAACCUGAGAACAUACAUAUUCGAUGCACACUCGACGGACAGACAGACAGACACGUGGGCCGACACACCCGCCCCACGCACCUUGAUCAUCCGGAUGUGCGUUGCCUCGACGGACAGCUGCCCGGUCCGCGUGCGCAUGGGCUGUCCGAUGAACAGCGCAUGUGUGUUUGGCGAAAGAUUGGACACCCAACACGCGAAGGAUGGACGCCCCUCCUCUGCCACAAACCCAUGCCGAGAAAGCACCACCUGAGAACACGCUGACACACCAUUCGUCGUAGGGAUCUCUCUGUCUGUCUGGUCAGACAAGGGCAUGGUCACCUGAAUGACCUGUCCGUCCUGCCCUUGCUCAGCACCGCUUCCAUCUUCCUCUUUGCCAGCAUCGCGACUGUGUUGGAUAUCGACGUCGAGGAAGGUGAGGCGGCCCUUACCAUGAAUCCUCCUCGUCCGCACCUUGCCCUCGACUGACACUCGCACAAUUACCUGGGGCUCAGAAGGGAUGAACGAAGGCGGGAUGGAGGGGAAAGCAUCAUAGAGGCCAUCCUCCCGCAUGCUUCGGAUCUGGCAGCAGGAC
This is a messenger RNA of Vitrella brassicaformis, 2505 nucleotides long. Lineage: Eukaryota; Vitrellaceae. The record is from the annotation of a GenBank genome assembly.